Penicillium cinerascens is the source of this 1617-nucleotide messenger RNA. RefSeq names its product tRNA (uracil(54)-C(5))-methyltransferase. Bases 1 to 1617 code for a protein of 538 amino acids. The transcript has a single exon. Gene Ontology annotation, molecular function: tRNA (uracil(54)-C5)-methyltransferase activity, S-adenosyl methionine-dependent. The record is from RefSeq and is a predicted model, not a curated record. Gene Ontology annotation, biological process: tRNA processing. NCBI's taxonomy places the organism in Eukaryota, Fungi, Ascomycota, Eurotiomycetes, Eurotiales, Aspergillaceae.
AUGCAGAACACUCCGAAGAAGCAUUUUGGCGGCAAGAAGUUCAAGAAGGCCAAGGUUGAGCGCAAGGACAAGGCUAGUGGAUUUGAUGAAGUCCUUCAGGCCGAUAUCGACCAGCUCCUCAAGCGCAACCGCCCCGAAGCAGACCAAAAUGGCGACAAUAGCCCUGCGAAGCCCAUUCUCCCAGAGACGUUCACCGAGAUUGACGUGACGGUAUCCGAGAUUUCCUCGACGGGCGAUGGUCUGGCGCUUUCAGAGAAUGCAGACCAUGUCUUUGUGGUGCCGUUCACCGUUCCUGGAGACAAGGUUCGGGUUAAGGUGAUCCGGCAUCACCCUGCUCUGUCCUACAGUGUCACCGAUUUCCUCAGCGUGAUUGAGCCGGGUCCCAAGAGAAAUGAUGCACUGAUUGGAUGUGGAUACUUUAGCAAGUGCUCUGGGUGUCAAUUGCAGAUGAUGUCGUACGAGGAUCAGCUGGAGCAUAAGCGGCGCAUCGUGGAGAAGGCUUAUGCCAACUUCUCUGGGCUUAUUCCAGAAUUGGUUCCUACUAUCGGAGAGACAUUUCCCUCUCCCAUGCAGUACGGUUACCGCACGAAACUUACGCCGCACUUUGCGAAUGGCGCUGGUCGGAGGAAGAAGCAGGAGGCUGAAGAGGAUCCCGCCAAGGUUGAAGUUCCAGCUAUUGGAUUCACAUACAAGAAUCGAAGGACGGACCUUGAUAUCGAGGACUGCCCUCUAGGAACGGAUGUUGUGCGCCUUGGCCUCAAGAGUGAGAGGAAGCGUGUUGCUGAAAACAUCCGGUCCUACAAAAAGGGCGCAACUCUCUUGAUGCGGGAGUCCACCAGCCGAAUCCCCAAGACAGCACCCACCGAUAGCGAGGCCAAGAUCAACAACGGCUUAGUACCAACUCCUGGCGCGGACACUGGUGAUGUGAUCCGUGUUGAGCGAGAAAACUACAUUGAAGAGAAGCGCUGCAUUACCGACAACAACGCCACUUCCGUCGAAUUUGUCGAUGACUAUGUCUUCAGCAACAAGGCCGGUGCCUUCUUCCAGAACAACAACUCGAUCCUCUCCGGCUUCACCGAGUUCAUUCGUUCACAGGCCAUGCCUCCCGGUAACGACCAAGAUUCCAAGCCCAUCAAGUAUCUUCUUGAUGCCUACUCAGGCUCUGGCCUAUUCACCAUUACUCUGUCUCCGCUCUUCAAGUCUAGUCUUGGUGUCGAUGUUGCAGGUGAUUCUAUCACCUCUGCGCGCGAGAACGCCAAGGCGAACGAAUUGCCCAACACCGGCUUCGCUGCUGCUGAUGCCGCUGUCCUAUUCAAGGACGUUCCGUACCCGCCUGACCAGACCCUGCUUGUCAUUGACCCGCCGCGGAAGGGCUGCUCCGAGGAUUUCAUCAAGCAGAUGCUUGACUAUAAGCCUCGUCGCGUUGUCUACGUGAGCUGUAAUGUGCACACCCAGGCUCGUGAUGUCGCUGUCAUGGUGCAGGGUGACGAGACCAAGAACGUUCGCUACGAGAUCGAGAGCAUUCGUGGAUUCGACUUCUUCCCCCAGACUGGCCACGUCGAGGGCGUGGCUAUUCUUAACCGUACCGAAUUUCCCUCAAAAGAGGGAUCUGCUUGA